This is a messenger RNA of Paramecium tetraurelia, 1557 nucleotides long. RefSeq lists its product as uncharacterized. Gene Ontology annotation, molecular function: GTP binding. The transcript has a single exon. The record is from RefSeq and is a predicted model, not a curated record. Lineage: Eukaryota; Ciliophora; Oligohymenophorea; Peniculida; Parameciidae.
AUGUAUUAAUACAAUGAAGAUGUUAUAAAGAAAACUUUGUAAAUGAUUAUUUCGGAUAUAAAUUAAUAGUUUAAGUAGUUUGACUUAUAUCUUCCAUAAAGUUUAGCAUAUGUUAAGAGAAUAAUCCCUCAACAAUAAAAUGUCAAUUUAGAUAAACCUUAUGUUUUUGUAUUAGGUAUGACAAGAGUUGGAAAAAGUACAUUACUCAACAUUUUAAAUAAUCCAGAGAAUAUUAUUAUUAAUUAGGAUAAGAAGUUUGAUGUAAAAUAAAAGAAUAAUAAAAUUCUGUUGUCUCAUUCAAAUAGUAGUUCAACUUUUUAGAUGGAAUAUUUGGAGAUUGGUAAUUUUAUAUUUGUUGAUUCUCCUGGAUUACACGAUACUGAUGAUACUAAUAGAUGUAUUAAUCAUAUCAAUAUCUUUAAUUCAAUAACUAGAGUAAGUUAACAAAUUUUAUUGUUGAUGAUUGAUGGAGAACAGCUUUAGACAACGAAAAACGAUUUAAUCGAUUCAAUAACUCUAAUUAAUAAUAUGCUAGGAGAUUAACAAGACGAUAAAUAUCUUGAAAAUUUUAUCAUUCCUGUAUUCACUAAAAUUAGAAAUGCUUCUACUAUGGAAUAAAUAAUUAAAAAAUGGUAAACUGAGACCAUGAAAGAUAUUACAGAUCAAAAGUAAUUAAAUAUUUUGAAAAUCAUUAAAAAUGCAAUAGAUCAAGAAAAUUAUAUCAAAAUUUAUUCUGCAGAACGCUAUGAAAUCCAUGAAGAAAUGCAGUAACUGGAAUCAGAAAUUUAAAGGAUGUAAACAUAAUAUUUUAAGAAAAAAAAGGAUGAUAAAGAACGCUAGGUGUUAGAGGAGUAGAUUUAACUUAAAUAAGAGGAGUUAGAUAAGUUGAAUUAGGAAGGUUUAUUCUAAAAAAAAAUACAAAAUAUUAAGGAAGAUGUUUUAGGGAAAUGUAAAAAUUUAUUAGAAAGGAAGGAAAAAAUAUUGAAAGAAAAAUAAGAUAUUGUUUUGAAUUUUGAACUCAAGCUAACUCCUGAAUUGAAGUAUCAUAUAGAAAAGUUAUUAACUUAUCGAUAAAAAUUUUAUCAACAUCUCUUAAACAAUAUAACAAAUGAAUUUAUUACUAAAAUGCUUUUUGAUAAUUCAAUAAGUUUAAACGAUAAAGAGAGUGAAAUAUUUCAAACAUUAAAGAUAAAAAUGAACAGACUUUCAGAUAUACCAAAAGAACUAAUUAAUCAGAAUAUAUAAGAUUAGAUUAAUGAACUUAAUCAAUUUAAUAAUAUCAUACUAAAAUAUGAUCAUUGGGAUUAGGAUCCUUAAAAAGUUGAUUUUUAAUAUUUUCAAAUUUAGUUAAGAGUCCUUAAAAGCCUUUUUAUAGGCAUAGAUUAUACUAGUAUCUUUUAAUACACUAUUUUACCAUUUAUAUUAAUAACAACAAUUAAUUACCUAUUUAAUAACAGCAUUUUUGUGACAUAAAAAGAAAAAGAAAAAUAAGAGAAAAUGAAAAUGUUAAACAUUCAGCAAAAAUAUAUAUCAAUUUUAGAGAAAACAAGAAAGUGA